AUGCGUUUGUUCAAGGUUUCAACUGUACCCGAUGGACACGAAAUUAUCAAUCGGGUCUUCAUCGGAGGACUUGCUCGCGAUGUAAGUUGAGCAUAUUUUUAGAACAUCCUCCAGAAGUGUUAUUUACUUUUAUGGUUCUACUGGAAGUAUCCGAUCUUAAAGAUCUCGCGUUUAUCAUUCGAAUGAUGGUGUAGUUGUUUUCAGUUGCGAACGUAUAAUCGUAAGGUACAUUUCGAAGUUCAUUCUGCCCAGUUCAAUUGUGCAUACUAUUGCAAAGCAGAGUUUAAGCUUAACGUCAUUUCCUUCAGAUAAAGAACUGCACAUGUUUGUAUUUUUGUUUGUUUGUUUGUUUGUCUGUUUGUUCUUUGUUUGUUUGUUUGUUCAAUCUCAUUUGUUACGAAUUGAAGUUGUGUUAGAAGUGGCCAUUUCGCCCCCUUGUCGUACACCUGUUCAUGUAGUGAACUGUAAACAGACUUUUUGCUCAUUUUAUUUGCAUCGAAAGAUUAUUACAAUAUAUUUAACAUUGAAGUGAAACGCAACAGUAUCGAAUUUAGAUAUUUUUCGAAAUAUUUUUUCAGCUAUUCUGACAAAAUUAGGUAAGUGAAGGCGUUGUCGAUCGGCGGCCUUGAAGGUACAAAUAGGUAGUCUUCUGGAGAGACGUAAUUACAACUUUGGUUGUAGAAACUGAUUUGGUAUAUUUGUGGAAUAAAAUAGCUGCGUCAAUUCUUGCUUAUUAUCAAUUUAGCCAAAAUUUCAAGCUAUGUCUGUGGCUCAGUCUAACAAACCAGUUUUUUCCUCUAACAGACAAGCGAGUUGGAACUCGAGAAUUUCUUUAGUACGUUUGGUGAAGUGACGGAUGUUCGCAUUGUCUGCGAUAGGAAAACUGGCUUCAAUAAAGGGUAAGUUAAUUCAAGUGAAGAACUAAAUUUUCCAAACAGUAAGUUCCACUCAGUUAUUUUUUCUGUCAACCAUGAAUAUGCAAAGGAGAGAAGGCGUUACAGCGAGAACGAUCCCAAGCUCUCGGUUCAUCGCGCCACCACCGGUAACUCUUUGACCUAUCAGAGGAGUCGGGUCGUCAGCAAGGCGCCUUAAGGUACAUCAAGACAUUGCGAUAACGGCGCCGUCGAAGAAACGUUGGAAAAAAGACCUGUCUUUCAGUUGCUUGAACCAAAAAUUUCUCUAGUGGCUAUAACUAUGUUCAACGUGGCUGUGAUAGCGUUAGAGAUAUCCUCGGCAGAAUAGUUCAAAGAAAUGAUUCACCUUUUAAUCAAGAAACUCAAAAUUUGGCCGUCAAAUUAAUUUCGCUUAUGACUAGGAAAGAAAUAUACACUGUGGUUUUAAUGUGCGUGCAAUGCCACAGUUGAGCCAGUUGUUAAUUUCGGCUGUUUCGUCAUCGUCUCUGUUUGCCUGUAAGAUCGUAAUACAAUCAUUUCGGAUGGGAGGCCUUUUCUUUUUCACGUAGGGUCAGCAAUUUAGCGAAGGUUCGCUCUUUUAAAAACAGGCGUAGAAGCCCCAAUAUGUGAACUGAACAUGGCAUUUAGCCUUUGAAAUAAAUGACUUCUGUUACAUUUCAAUGUUGAAACCGGUAUCCGUGACUCUGUCGAUUGUGUUUCUUCCAGUGGCACGGAAAUUUUUCUUUUCUUAACCUAACGUUCUCUCUCAAGUUUUUAGGGUUACAUACGUCUGUAGUUUGGAAGAUGUAUUUUUUUUGUCUUUUGCAGUUACGGUUUUGUUACAUUCAACACAACGAAAGCUAGAGAUGAUCUCAUUGAAAAGGUAUCUUUAUAUCUGUUUUUUGUUAGUUAGCCAUAUCUAAGUGAAGGUCUAUAAUAUAUGAAACAGAUGCAGAACUUACAAGCAUCAUUCAAAGAAGGAAAAAAAAUAAGCUUUAACCCUUUCACUCCCACAAGUGACCAAGACAGAAUUUCUCCUUACAAUAUCAAUACAAUAUCAAGCAGGUAGGUGAUGAGAAUAGAGAAAAAUGUCAAUUAUGGGAUUAUACUAGGAUUUGAUAUAUCUUUUUGGAAAAUUUUCAGAGAUUAUUUAAUGGUCUUUGAUGGAGUAAAUGUCUUUCAUGAUUGAUCUGAAUAGCUUCUAAGUCCCAGAUCUGAGCUUAGUAUUCUACAGUUAAAUGACAACAGCUGUGUAUUAUUUGGAGCUCACAACAUGAAUCACAUGCUACUUACAGUCCCUAAAUAUCCUAACAUAUUACCAGCCACAAAACUAACGGAGAUAGCAGUUGGUUAUAUUAGUUGUGUUGAAUUGACUCCUGAGUGUGCAAGUCCAAAGCACACAGCAGCAUAUAUGAAAUCACAGUGUACUGAGGGGUAGAUAUCAAUUUUGUGUUUGAUAUAACAAUAUUAUUCAGUAAUCUCUACCAAUUUAGGGAACAAUUGAUUACAAGGGUGGAAGGAAACUGCGCCUCCGAAAAGCAGUGAAAAAAGAGGUAAGAAUCAACUCAAUACAUGGGACUGGCCCCAAUAAUAAAGAAAAACAAGAGUCAUUUUUUGGUUUAAGCUCCUAUCCCUCUCAAGUGCAAAUAAUUUAGAUGACAAUUGUUUUUUUGUUACAUUAAAGGGGUUCUCCCUUGAGUACCAGAACAAUGUUACAACAUCUCCUUGAUUUCUGAACUGUGUAAUAUGAUGUUCUAUAAAAAUGUUUUAUUUUUUAGACAGGGGGACAGUUCUUUUCCACAGGAUCCAGUAAUCAAAUAGGUUAGUUCGGGUUGCACAUGGUGUAGAUGCAAAAAUUACAGUGAUCACAAUGGAUACUUUUUGGUCCCAAGUUGUUAAUCACUCACUUCAUGUGUUUUUUGUCAUUUAUUACAAAACAAUUUAGAGUGUUAAGUCAUGAGGCUAUCUUAACACAGGAGAAAAAAAAAGUACUCUAUUCCUUUAAUGAAAGAUAUCCUGUUUUCCAAUUUUAAUCAUAGAAAGUGUGAUGUCAGAACAUCACUGUGCUUACAAGAAGAAAAAGAAGCUACAAAUUAUGAAAAUUAACAUUUGGAGAAUAAUUUUGUAUAGUACAUCAACAUAGCUUCAUUAAAUUUUGACUGAGGCAUUAUGUUUUGAUUUCUUAUUCAGGGACACAACCACAACAACUGGUUCUUGUGCCUGUAGAGCCAAACAUGAACAUGAAUAUGCCUCCCUUGAUAAAUUGCAAUGCG
This is a messenger RNA of Pocillopora meandrina, 3166 nucleotides long. Lineage: Eukaryota; Metazoa; Cnidaria; Anthozoa; Scleractinia; Pocilloporidae. The record is from the annotation of a GenBank genome assembly.